UUCCAGAAAUGACCGGCGAAAGUCAAGAAGUUCUCUGAGCUCUCUCUCUCUCUACUCUACUCUACUCUACUCUCUCUCCCCAUCCAUCUCUACACACCCUCUCUCUCUCUCUCCGUGUAGGAUACAAGAUAAUUGACACCAAAGCCUAAAGCUGUGAGUUUUGGCUCUUUUCCAAUGUUGUCAUCAGCAAAGCAUCAGAGAAACCAUAGAGUCUCUGCUACAAACAAGAACAAGACUCUCAACCAAGUUUCUUCCAUUUCAUCCUCAUCACCAUCCUCAUCAUCAUCAUCAUCAUCAUCCUCAUCCUCAUCAUCAUUCUCAACAUCAUUCUCACCGUCUCCUAUACACUCACAAGACUCUCAAGCCCAUAAGAGAUCUCUAGUCACCAUGGAAGAAGUUUGGAAAGACAUCAACCUUGGUUCCAUCCACCACCUUAACCGUCACAGCCAACAUCCACAACACAGCCAAGAGCCAAGGUUCAGGGGCCACAACCACCAGAGCCAAAACCCUAACUCCAUCUUCCAAGAUUUUCUCAACAGACCUUUGAACCAGGAACCAACAAUACCCACAAGCCUCACCAUGGGUUCUGCCUCUAAUGGCGAUACCACCACUGUCACUGCUCUCUUCAGCAGCUCUCCUUUGGCACCUCCUGCAACUGUUCUGAGCUUGAAUUCCGGCGCUGGCUUCGAGUUUCUUGAUAGCCAAGAUCCUCUUGUUACCCCAAGCUCUAAUCUGCAUAACCUCGCAAAUGUUUCCUCAUUCAACACCCCUUUUGAUGCUCUAGUUACAUCCACUUGUUUUGGUAAGAAAAGAGGCCAAGAGUCCAAUGAAGGUUCAGGGAAUAGAAGACAUAAGCGAAUGAUCAAGAACAGAGAAUCUGCGGCUCGUUCCAGAGCUAGGAAACAGGCUUAUACAAACGAGUUAGAGCUUGAAGUUGCUCACCUGCAAGCAGAAAAUGCAAGACUCAAGAGACAACAAGAUCAGUUAAGAACGGCGGCAGCAAAUCAGCAACCCAAAAAGAACACACUUCAACGGUCUUCCACAGCUCCAUUUUGAGAAAUAUACAAAUCCUUUCUCUUUUGGGGAUUGAGAGUCUCUCUUGAAGAAGUGAAAAAUGGAAAAGUUUGUACCUUUUUUUAUUAGCUAUAAGUAUAACUAAGCUAAAUUUGUAGAACUACAAUAUUGCAGGGGAAAAAAGAUGUAAAAAGAGAAAAGGAUCUUUCCAUUUCCUAAGGCACAGGAUCACCUGUCCUGGGCCUCUCUUCUUUUGUUCUGUCAUUUUCUUAUUCAAUCCUUUUUCAC
Eutrema salsugineum is the source of this 1302-nucleotide messenger RNA. RefSeq names its product protein FD. Lineage: Eukaryota; Viridiplantae; Streptophyta; Magnoliopsida; Brassicales; Brassicaceae. Gene Ontology annotation, biological process: positive regulation of DNA-templated transcription. The transcript has 3 exons. The record is from RefSeq and is a predicted model, not a curated record. Gene Ontology annotation, cellular component: nucleus. Bases 175 to 1056 code for a protein of 293 amino acids. Gene Ontology annotation, molecular function: DNA-binding transcription factor activity.